Geodia barretti is the source of this 291-nucleotide messenger RNA. The record is from the annotation of a GenBank genome assembly. NCBI's taxonomy places the organism in Eukaryota, Metazoa, Porifera, Demospongiae, Tetractinellida, Geodiidae.
AUGGGCUUACGUCCCUUGCACGACCGCAUUCUGGUUCAGCGGUUGGAGGAAGAAGAAGAAGAGGUCCAGGGCGGCAUCAUCAUCCCGGACACCGCGAAGGAGAAACCGCAGCAGGCCAAGGUUCUGGCCGCCGGUCCCGGUCGCGUCUCCGACGAUGGCAAGGUGCAGGCCAUGGACGUCAAAGAGGGUGACAAGGUCAUCUUCGGCAAGUACGCCGGCACGGAAGUGAAGCUUGACGGUGAAGAGUAUUUGAUCAUUCGUGAAGACGACGUCUUAGGCGUUUUGGAAUAG